AUGGAUGCAUCACAGUCAAAGGCCGCCGAGGCUCAGCCCGGUGGUCAGAUGGACGUCGUAGAAGAUGUAGAAUACGGGGGCAAAGAGGCUUAUGCAACAGACGACACGCCCAUCUCGCCCGAGGCGGAGAAGGCUCUGCUUUGGAAGCAGGACAAGCGCAUCGUGCCGCUGUCGGCCGCCAUCUACUUCCUGUGCUACCUGGACAGGUCCAACAUCGGCAACGCCAAGAUCCUCAACGCGUCGACCCACCACGACCUCAUGUCCGAGACUGGCAUGUCCAACUAUCAGUACACGAUCGCGCUGAUGAUCUUCCUGGUGGCUUACGGGCUGUUCGAGGUGCCUUCAAAUGUGUUGCUCAAGAAACUCCGCCCUUCGCGUUGGAUCGCCAUCCUCAUGUUUGGUUGGGGCGCCUGCUCUACAGGUCUGGCGGGCGCUCAUAACUACGGCACUGUCACUGGUGUCCGCUUCCUCCUCGGGGUCUUCGAGGCCGGUCUUUUCCCGGGUCUGGUCUACUAUCUUACCUUCUGGUAUAAAACGGACGAACGAAGCAUACGUGUCGCUUUUAUCCUCGCCAGCGCUACCCUCGCUGGCGCCUUCGGUGGAGCGAUCGCCUAUGGAGUAGGACACAUGAACCAGGUCCAUGGUCUUUCAGGAUGGCGUUGGCUGUUUAUCAUCGAAGGGGUGCCUUCGUGCUUGUCCGCAUUCUUUGUGCUAUUCUUCCUGCCGGAUUUCCCCGAGACCGUCAGCUGGCUCUCUGUGGAAGAGAGGGCACUCGCCCUGCGCCGCCUCCACGUUGAAGGCAGCAAGGGACUGCACCAGUCGGACUGGUGGCACGAUACGAAGGCGACGCUCCUGGACUGGAGGCUCUGGGGCCACUACGCCGUCUACUUUGGGAUCUCGACGCCGUUCAGCAGCCUGUCUCUGUUCACGCCUUCCAUCACGGCUGGUCUCGGCUACAAGGAUCUUCGGGCCCAACUGAUGAGCGUUCCACCUUACGCUGUCGCAUAUGUGGUCCAGAUCUUGGUGUCGUGGUCCGCCGAUCGCUUCAACUCGAGAGGCCUCCACUCAGCUGUGAGUGCCACAGUUGGCGCGUGCGGAUUCAUAGCCUCGGCAGCUCUACCGGCGGAUGCGUAUUCCCAUCGCUAUGGAUGUCUAAUAGUCGCGGCUGCCGGGGCGUUCGCCUGCAUACCUCCACUGUUGGGGUGGUUAUCGUCCAACAUCUUCAGCACCGCGUCCGUGGGCCUUGCGAUUGCUCUGAACAUAGGACUUGGAGGCGCACCAGGACAGAUCGCAGGUGUGUGGAUCUACAAGGCUGAUGAGGCGAAGAAGGGAUACCCCACCGGACAUUGGGUCAAUGCCGGUUUGCUCCUCUUUGUUGCUGCCGGUUGUAUGCUGCUCAGGGUAUACUAUGGCCUGCAGAACCGAAGACUAUUCAGAGAGUCUGGAGGACGAGACGAUGUUCGAAUGUAUAAAUACUGA
Molecule: messenger RNA, 1479 nt
Organism: Diaporthe citri
Lineage: Eukaryota; Fungi; Ascomycota; Sordariomycetes; Diaporthales; Diaporthaceae
Exons: 4
Coding region: 1-1479 (492 amino acids)
Biological process (GO): transmembrane transport
Cellular component (GO): membrane
Molecular function (GO): transmembrane transporter activity
Source: RefSeq, a predicted model, not a curated record